UCAACACAGGAGCAAGCCUUGGGGGAGAUCGUGACAACGCCUGGCAUUGUACAGAGAGGAGCGAUCAGAGACGGAUUGGCCAUGACUACAGCACGAUACCGGCCUACAUGGGACCUGGCCUUGGACCCCUUGGUUUCCUGCAAACUUUGCCUUGGAGAGUAUCCUGUAGAGCAGAUGACCACCAUAUCACAAUGCCAAUGUAUUUUCUGCACACUGUGUUUAAAACAGUAUGUGGAACUUCUGAUCAAAGAAGGUUUAGAAACUGCAAUUAGUUGCCCUGAUGCCAAUUGCCCGAAGAGAGGCCAUUUACAAGAGAAUGAGAUCGAAUGCAUAGUGGCUGCUGAAAUAAUGCAAAAAUAUAAGAAAUUACAGUUCGAAAGAGAAGUUCUCCUGGACCCAUGUAGGACUUGGUGCCCAUCAUCUUCCUGCCAGGCAGUAUGCAAACUACAGGAGAAAGGGCCCCAGAAUGCACAGCUGGUACAGUGCACUUCCUGCGACAUCGAGUUCUGCUCAUCAUGUAAAGCCAAUUGGCACCCAGGACAAGUUUGUCAAGAAAACUUGCCAAUCACUUUUCUUCCGGGAGAAUCAAGCUCUGCACAGAAAACAGUGGAAGAUGACGUACCGAUCAAACGUUGUCCUAAAUGUAAAGUCUACAUAGAACGGGAUGAAGGCUGCGCACAGAUGAUGUGUAAGAACUGCAAGCACGCCUUCUGCUGGUACUGCCUGGAGUCUCUGGAUGAUGACUUCCUGCUCAUACAUUACGAUAAAGGACCAUGUCGGAACAAAUUAGGUCAUUCUCGGGCGUCCGUCAUAUGGCACAGAACACAGGUGGUUGGAAUAUUUGCAGGAUUUGGUCUUUUGCUGUUAGUAGCCUCACCUUUCCUCUUACUGGCCACUCCUUUUGUCCUGUGCUGCAAAUGUAAAUGCAGUAAAGGGGACGAUGACCCCCUGCCAACUUAAUCAUA
Molecule: messenger RNA, 965 nt
Organism: Nanorana parkeri
Lineage: Eukaryota; Metazoa; Chordata; Amphibia; Anura; Dicroglossidae
Gene: RNF144A
Product: ring finger protein 144A
Exons: 8
Coding region: 82-960 (292 amino acids)
Biological process (GO): positive regulation of proteasomal ubiquitin-dependent protein catabolic process; protein polyubiquitination; ubiquitin-dependent protein catabolic process
Cellular component (GO): cytoplasm; Golgi apparatus; ubiquitin ligase complex
Molecular function (GO): ubiquitin protein ligase activity; zinc ion binding; ubiquitin conjugating enzyme binding
Source: RefSeq, a predicted model, not a curated record